Molecule: messenger RNA, 525 nt
Organism: Mangifera indica (mango)
Lineage: Eukaryota; Viridiplantae; Streptophyta; Magnoliopsida; Sapindales; Anacardiaceae
Product: receptor-like protein EIX2
Exons: 2
Coding region: 1-525 (174 amino acids)
Molecular function (GO): protein binding
Source: RefSeq, a predicted model, not a curated record
AUGGACAGCGAAUGGUUGACAUGGAAAGGAAGUAAAUAUGAGUACAAAUAUACUCUGGGGUUAGUCAAGAGCCUUGACCUUUCCUGCAAUUAUAUGACUGGAGCAAUUCCUGAAGAGAUUAUGAAUCUAGUAGGAUUGAUUGCCUUGAAUCUUUCCAGAAACAAUUUCAGUGGACCAAUCACUCCCAAGAUUGGCAUUCAACUUCAGAGUUUCAAUGCCUCCGUGUAUGAAGGGAAUCCUGGACUGUGUGGCCUCCCGCUCCCAAAAAAUUGUCCUGGAGAAGAACCAGCACAAGCUCCAUCUACUAUGAAAGGCAAAAUUCCAGAAGAUGAGUUUAUAAACCUUGGGUUCCAUGUAAGUUUGAGCCUUGGUUUCAUUGUAGAUUUCUGGGGAGUUUGUGGCAGUCUAGUGCUGAGUCAGUCAUGGAGACAUGCCUAUUUCAAGUUCUUGGGUGAUAUGAAAGAUAGGAUCAACGUGACAGCAGCAAUAAAUUUGGCCAAACUGAAGCAAAGGUUCAAUAACUAA